GCGAGAUGGCACGUGCCUCCUGUCACAACAACGCUUAACCCAGCAGCGCGCCAGCGCUAGCGCCAGAAAUAAGCGCCAACAGUCAACGCAGAAGGAAGACGGCGAAGAAACUCGACCGCGCCAAGGAUGGUGCCAAGGAAUAUCGUAGAUCAGCUGCUGCACCGUGAAAGAGGAUUUCGGCGGUCAAGAUUCAGAAACACGACGGACGCUACGAGCUUGGCUGAUGAAAGCCUCUUUUGCCUGGUGGCCACCGAGCUGGCGGAGUGGGUGCUGAUCAACCGGCUCAAGACGGAGGAUCUCUGCAAGCCGCUCAACGAUCUGGCCAGUGAAACGGAAUCGGUGUUCAACAUCGAACAGAGCCACGAUGGCAUCUUCACGGCCACAGCACAGACGAACAAAAGUGUUAACGUGUUCCACACACCAUCGAUGAGGAGAGUCGCCAAACAUGACAGCGGCGAACGGUCCGUCUGCACACUGGCAUUUCAUCCGACCAACGCUAACGUCCUUGCGUUCGGAACCCUUGGUGGUAGUGUGUCGGUUUAUGCAAACGACAAGCUCGCGGCCACACUCCAUGUGCAGCAUCCGAUCGGUUCGCUGUGCUUUCAUCCGACGUGCAACUGUCUGCUGCUGACCGCUGUUAACGAGGUGAUCUUCUGGAAUUGGGGCAAUGGUCGUACGUGCGCGGCCGAGAUGCACCCCGACAGUAAGUGCCGCUUUCUCUACGUGACACGCGAUGCACGCCUUAUCACGGGCAUUUCCGGGCAGAGCUUACCAGCGUCACUGGAUAGCGGUGAUAACAAUCUUGAACAGCUGGAACCCGAAUCACUGGUGGAGGCUUUUCUGCGACACACCAAUCGUAUGCUGGAACGGCUCGAGAGAACACUGGACUCCUGCCUUACUAGUAGACCGUACAGUCUAAAUCAGUUGGAGGGCGAACUAGGCGUACAGAUGGGUUUGUGGAUUGUCUUGAUGCAGACGAUCAACCGGAAGCGUGCUGAUUUGCGAUUGCACCGCACACCACGGACAAGCGACAAGUGCAUAACUUCGGAUCUCAAUCUCACGCUUGUUACGUUCAACCGACGAAUCGAUGUACUUCGAUCGGCAAUCUUCCGGAUAAUUGGGCCGCCCGUUUUCACAAUCGAGGAUAUCACGGUGCUGCUGGUCGAGUUUAAGUUGGCCGACCUGCGCACUGAACCGAUGUAUUUCUUUGAAAAGAUAUGCCAACAGUAUAUCUACCGAGACACCAAUCGGUACAUCCAAUACCACUUCGAUCUCAACCUGGUCAGUCAAAUACUGCAGAAAGCCAUCAGUUUGUUCUACAGUUUUGCGCUUAUGGAUUUCACUCGCGAGAUACCGUGGACUAGUAGCGGUGACUACAGUUUACAGUACCUCAGUCUGAUAAGUAAUUAUAAUCACGCAGUCAUACAAAGCCAGCUGUGCGUGCUGCAAGUUUGGGAUCUCGACAGAAUGGACGUGGGCAACGUAGACAGCUUACCCAAUUUCAAAGAAGACUGGAAAAAUGUGAUAACAAAUGGUAUCAUAAACAUUGAUUCUAACGUGGCCAUCUCACAGUGCGAGAAGUUCGUAGCAUCGGUGAGAUUCCGAUCCGUGAAAGAGCUGGAGAUACGCAGCUUGCAGCGGGAUAACUUUGGCGAGCAGGUGUUCCUGUUUAAAUUUGUGAUCAACUUUGUGUCACUCUCAUUCUCGCCGUCGGGUCGGUACAUUAUCGUUGGGGUACGAUGCACUCGAAACCAAAAAUAUGCCUACAUCUUGGAUAGAGGAUCUCGGUGGCGGAUGGGAAGCCGAUCCAAGGCCGGUUCAAUAUUGCACGAUGACGGAGCAAGGCUUGCGCUGCGUUUACCGACGACGCCGGAUCGCUAUCGUGAGAUCAAUUGCAUUAAAUGGGCAACCCUUCCCGGGUACGGGCUGCUGGUGGGGUUGAAAUCCAAGUUCAUACAAAUCUGUCGGUAGUGUCUGUUAGAGCGCUCUUCGAGUUAAUCUUCGGAUAAGAGUGGAAAAUAACUGCGCCGGUAACCGCAUAUUUAAUAGACCAAACUGAACGGUUUCAUGCGUAAGCCGUCGCUAUGUGGUAUCUCUGUGUUAAAUUGUAGUCGUUUUAAAUAAAUAGAAAUAACCUUA
Anopheles darlingi is the source of this 2139-nucleotide messenger RNA. RefSeq lists its product as uncharacterized. The transcript has 9 exons. The record is from RefSeq and is a predicted model, not a curated record. Gene Ontology annotation, biological process: autophagy. Gene Ontology annotation, molecular function: protein binding. Gene Ontology annotation, cellular component: intracellular membrane-bounded organelle. Bases 127 to 1971 code for a protein of 614 amino acids. Lineage: Eukaryota; Metazoa; Arthropoda; Insecta; Diptera; Culicidae.